AUGUCCAAGAAUCCAGAUGGAAAACAAAUCAAAGUCGGGAUUCUUGGUGCGACGGGUACUGUAGGGCAGCGUUUCGUCACCCUGCUCGCAAAACACCCGUGGUUCACCAUCCAUGUCCUUGGAGCAUCUUCCAGAUCGGCUGGGAAGCCAUAUACGCUGGCCGUUAUGUGGAAGCAGACGACGCCAAUACCAUCUGUCGUCCGCGAUAUGAUAGUGCGCGAGUGCCAUCCAAAGCACUUUGCGGAGUGUGCUGUCAUCUUCUCUGGUCUUGACGCUGAUGCGGCUGGAGACAUAGAAUCUGCAUUCAGAAGCGCCGAUCUUGCUAUUUUCUCCAAUGCCAAAAAUUACCGCAGAGACCCUUCCGUACCUCUGAUCCAGCAAGCGCUGCAAAAUCCCCCGCUCAAGAAAGGUUUCAUCGUUACAAAUGCUAAUUGUUCUACGACGGGCUACGUUAUACCCCUUCGUGCCCUGGAAAAGGCCUUUGGACCCAUCGAGUCGUGUCUGGUUACCACUAUGCAAGCCAUCUCCGGCGCUGGAUACCCAGGUGUUCCCGGUCUUGAUAUCAUCGAUAACGUUGUGCCCUACAUUGGUGGCGAAGAAGAGAAAAUGGAGUGGGAGACGCUGAAAAUUUUGGGAGGGAUCGCCGAUGGCGAUGAUGGAGUGAAAACCUUUGACAUGCACGCACGCCAUCCGUUACGUGUAUCCGCGUCGUGUAACCGAGUUCCCGUCAUCGAUGGGCACACCAUGUGCGUUUCUGUACGUUUUCAGCAGAAACCUCCUCCUAGCCCACAACAAGUCCGAGAGGCCCUGGUAGCUUAUACUCCAGAGGCACAAUCCAUCGGGUGCCCUUCUGUUCCUGUUCAUGCCAUUUUUGUGCAUGAAGAGCCGGACCGCCCUCAACCUCGGUUGGACCGAUAUUAUCAAGACGGUGCAGGAGUGUCAGUGGGAAGAGUGCGCCAAUGUCCCGUUCUUGACAUAAAGUUCGUUGUCCUCGCGAACAACGUCUCUAUCGGAGCAGCUACCAGCAGUAUCAUCAACGCGGAGCUCGCGGUGUUGAAAGGGGUUGUAAAGGUGGAGUAA
Messenger RNA from Suillus discolor, 1080 nucleotides. Its product is annotated as aspartate-semialdehyde dehydrogenase. Bases 1 to 1080 code for a protein of 359 amino acids. Gene Ontology annotation, biological process: L-threonine biosynthetic process. The transcript is spliced from 3 exons. The record is from RefSeq and is a predicted model, not a curated record. Gene Ontology annotation, molecular function: NADP binding; protein dimerization activity; aspartate-semialdehyde dehydrogenase (NADP+) activity. Lineage: Eukaryota; Fungi; Basidiomycota; Agaricomycetes; Boletales; Suillaceae.